AUUGCUAAGAAAAUCGGCACGAGAGUUGAAGAAAUAAUGUCUGAUUUGAACGAGAUAGACAGACUGACCGCGCACUUCUAAAUUGUGUGAGCGCUCUGCUGGUGGCGGUGAGCGCGGACCAGAUGCAGUGGACGCCCUACAAUGCCAUGCUGCAGGAGUUGCAGCAGGCAGCCUCGCAACAUGACCAACAGCUACAAGCCAGCGACUACUCCGGUGGGUUUGACUUCAGCUCGCACGGGCUCGGUUCCAAUGGCGGCGACUACUCCGGAGGUUCACAUGGAGUUAGUGACUUUUCAGGCGGUUCCCAAGGAGCUGGGGACUUUUCCGGCAGCUAUGGAGGCCAUGACCUUAAAGCCCACGUUUAUCCCGUCCACCAACACGUGGAAGAAGAGAACCCAGAGCCGAUCAAGCAUUAUAAAGAGAUUGUCGUCCCUUUGCCGAAGAACGUAGAAUUCAAAGUCAACCAACCAGUCAUAAUCCCCGUUCCCCAUCCAAUUCCAAUCCAAGUACCUGUUCCGAAGGCUGUCGUCAUCCCAAUUAUCAAAGAAGUGACCAUUCCAGUUGAAAAGUCCGUUCCCUACCCAGUUGAGAGAAUCGUGCAUGUACCGAAAAUUAAGGAGGUACCUUUUGAGGUGGUGAAACACAUUUUGGUACCAGUUGAGAAACCUGUACCUUUCAAAGUUCCGGUUCAUGAAACUAUUAUCCACACUAAGAAAGGACAGUACAAGAUUUAAAUAGAAUAGACACUAAACUCGUUCGGUUGAGUACUGGACGUAUAUAUAUUUACCUUAGUCCAUUUCACCAUUGGGUUUCAGAUUUUUUAUCUAUGCUCCAAUUACACAGCUGUCACUUUUGACAGUAAAGACAAUACGAUUCCCUAUUGUUAUUAGUUUUUUUUAAUUAAUUAAAGCUUUAAAGUUAAUUAUGAAGCCGUCUAUUAAAAUCUUAUAAAACAUUGGAUUCUUAAAAGGGCGAAUGACAGGAUACUAAAGGUUCUUCCACCAAGUCAACAUACGACGCGUGUAAAAGAGAUGCCGCUCUACGCCGUGUAUAGUGCCGUCUCGCUUCUACAAUCAUAAUAUAACUUGCUUAUACACCUUUUUUGGAAGAUCUUUGUCUGUUACCUUGGCCGACUCUUAAAAGUAGAAUUGCUUUUGUGGAAGCAAGACAACAUAUUACGGCAUGUAGCACGCUGUCUCUUUCCUCCGUCGACGAUGUAUCUUGAUAUGAUAUCUAGACUCUCUAGUGAUGCCAACUGGUCCUCAAAUAUUCCCUUGGGCUAUAAAAAUGUUAACCUACCGUUGUAUCGUUAUAGUUUUCUUGUUGUUGUUGUGUGUGAGUGUUUUGGGUGUGUGCGUAAUGUAAAUAAUGUUGUUAUUUAGUUGUAAGAUUUAAUAAACCAUUGGUACAAAUUA
This is a messenger RNA of Trichoplusia ni (cabbage looper), 1415 nucleotides long. Its product is annotated as MAGE-like protein 2. The transcript is spliced from 3 exons. The coding region runs from base 123 to 734 and encodes 203 amino acids. The record is from RefSeq and is a predicted model, not a curated record. NCBI's taxonomy places the organism in Eukaryota, Metazoa, Arthropoda, Insecta, Lepidoptera, Noctuidae.